Oikopleura dioica is the source of this 702-nucleotide messenger RNA. The record is from the annotation of a GenBank genome assembly. NCBI's taxonomy places the organism in Eukaryota, Metazoa, Chordata, Appendicularia, Copelata, Oikopleuridae.
AUGCAUGACUGCUUGUGGACAGUUUGCGCAGAUGGCCUUUUUCUUCAAUCUUCUGACAAUUCGAAUAGUGUUCUUGUUCAAGUUGUUUUCCGUACAAGGGGCUUUAGACGAUUUCAGGCCGACAAGGAAUUAAAACUCGGAGUCAAAGCGAAAUCUUUUCACGAAGCCCUCAAGCAUGUGAACAAGGAUUACUCCCUUAUUUUGAAAUGCGAUGACAAUUCUGACGAUAUUUCACUUCAUACAUUCUGCACGAAUGGCGGUCCUUCAGCUACAUUUGAUCUUCAUCUUAUUGACUUUGAUCGCGAUGAAGUUGAAAUCCCCAUAUUUGACGUGAGUUGCAAAGUGUCAAUGCCAACCUCGUGUUUCGUCGAUGUCUGCAAACAGUUUUCAACUGUUGGGGAUACAGUAACGAUAUCUGUCAAAAGUGACUUCAUUCUUUUCGAGUCUGAUGGUAACUGUGAAAGCGGACGGAUUAAGGUGGCAAAUUAUUCCGAUAUCCGAUUUCCAAGUGAUUCGAUUAACAUUGACGUUGUCAAGCAAUUGCAGCAAACAUAUUCGACAUGCUAUUUCCGCCGUCUCUUGAAAAUCGCCCCUCUUGCUAAUCGGGUGGACAUUCAUAUAGUGGAAGAGCUGCCAAUUGCCGUUGUCUUCCAGAUCGAUGAGUACUCCGCUCUCAAGACCUUUAUUGCCCCUAGACUUUAG